GCGUUCUUUUUUUCGUACUUUAUUAUUCCCCGACACCAUCCGCCCUUUAUCCAUCCAUCUACCCCUUCCACGAAACCGCGUUCCUCCAUCCAUCCCUUUCCCAAUUUCUUCACCCCAAUUCUGAAAACCCUAAUCUCCAUAAAAAGGCAAAAUUCACACUCCUCUCUCUCUCUCUCUCUCUCUCUCUCUCUAUCCGUACUGAAGAAUUUCGCACAAAUAGUUCGACUUCACCAGUACAAGCUUCAUCAGGAAUGGCGGAAAACGGCGAAGAGAAGCUGAUAGCGGUGGCCCGGCACAUCGCCAAGACUCUCGGCCACAACGAGACCAUGGCGGACGACAUCCUCCAGAUAUUCUCCAACUUCGACGGCAGGUUCCGGGAGAAGCUCUCGGAGAAGCUGAGCGAUGAAGACCCGAGAACGCUGGAGCACACCCUCAAGUCCCUCGACCGGCAGAUCUCCCGCUACGUCUCGGCGGACCACCCGAUCUGGUCCGACUCUGCCGACGCCGCCGCCUUCCUCGACGCCGUCGACGACCUCCUCUCCCUCAUCCAGACCUGGACCCCACUGUCCGACGAGAAGCCCGUCGCUGCCUGCCUCGACCGCGCCGACGACCUCCUCCAGCAGUCCAUGUUCCGCCUCGAGACUGAGUUCAGCACCUUAAUCGAACGCGGCGGCGAGUCGUUCGACACGACUCGGUUCCAGAACGGAACCGAGUCUGCCGCGGCGAAUUACUUCGACUCGGACGACGACAACGACGACCUGAUCGGGGGCGACGACGAGGACCACCAGGUCCCGAUCGCGCACCCGGUCACGAACUAUGACUUCGUCAUCGACGCCCUCCCGUCCGGUACCAUCAACGAUCUACACGAGAUUGCCAAACGAAUGGUGGCGGCCGGGUACGGUAAAGAGUGCUCCCACGCCUACAGCACCAGCCGGAGGGACUUUCUAGAAGAAAGCCUGUCCAGGCUAGGGUUACAACAACUGAGCAUCGAAGAGGUCCAGCGUAUGCCGUGGUCCGAACUGGAAGACGAGAUCGAAAAGUGGACCAAAGCAACAAUCAUGUCCCUCCGGAUCCUCUUCCCAAGCGAACGCCGCCUCUGCGACCGCGUCUUCUCUGGCUUCUCCUCGGCCUCCGACCUCUCGUUCAUGGAGGUGUGCAGGGGGUCCACUAUCCAGCUCUUAAACUUCGCGGAAGCGGUCGCGAUCGGGAGCAGGGCUCCCGAGCGGCUGUUCAAGGUGCUCGACGUGUUCGAGACGCUUCGCGACUUGAUGAGCGAAUUCGAGGCGGUUUUCUCUGAUCAGUACUGCUUGUUUCUUAGGAACGAGGCGGUUACGAUAUGGAAGCGGUUGGGUGAGGCGAUAAGGGGGAUAUUUAUGGAAUUAGAGAACUUGAUCAGGCGUGACCCGGCCAAGGCGGCCGUUCCAGGGGGCGGGCUGCACCCUAUUACGCGAUACGUGAUGAAUUAUCUUAGGGCGGCGUGUAGGUCGCGGUUGACGCUAGAGCAAGUGUUUGAGGAGGGAGCGGUAGGGGGUAGUGAUUUUAGGAGGGUGGAAGCGUCGUCUUCCUUAUCGGUUCAAAUGGCUUGGAUUAUGGAGCUGUUAGAGAGUAAUUUGGAGUCGAAAUCAAAGAUAUAUAGGGAUCCUGCUUUGUGCUCUGUUUUUAUGAUGAAUAACGGGAGGUACAUUGUUCAAAAGGUUAGAGACAGUGAGUUGGGUUCUCUGUUAGGGGAUGAUUGGAUUCGAAAACACACUGCCAAGGUCAGGCAGUACCACGUGAAUUACAUGAGGAGUUCAUGGAACAAGGUUUUAGGGGUGUUGAAGCUGGAUAGUGGUGCUCUGGCAUCUUCUAAUGGCGCAUCAAGAGCAAUGAAAGAGAAGCUCAAGUUGUUUAACUUGUAUUUUGAGGAGAUAUGUAAGGCUCAGUCCGCAUGGGUCAUCUUUGAUGAGCAGAUGAGGGAGGAGAUGAGGAUUUCGGUGGAUGGAAAUUUGACUCCAGCAUAUCGGAGCUUCUUGGGAAGGUUCCAGAAUCUCUCAGAUAUUGGAAAGCAUGAGAAGCAUAUUAGGUACAGUGUGGAGGAUGUUGAGGCUCGGAUUAGCGAGUUGUUCGAAGGAAGGAUUGGUUCAGCUGGUGGAAGGAAGUGAAGCAAGUAAGUUGCUCACUUGUUUGUAGUGUUGUAUCAUGUAUGCUGCUUGUUGUUUUAGUCUGUAGAAGAAUUUGUGUAGUAGUAUGUAAAUGUAACUUUUUUUAUUCUGCCCUUUGUAGCCACUGUUCAUCUUUGUUUACCUCAUCGGACCUAUUAAUCAAGAAAUUGCUAGGUACAAUGAAGUUCUUGUUU
Rhododendron vialii is the source of this 2335-nucleotide messenger RNA. Its product is annotated as exocyst complex component EXO70B1. Gene Ontology annotation, molecular function: phosphatidylinositol-4,5-bisphosphate binding. The record is from RefSeq and is a predicted model, not a curated record. Bases 252 to 2141 code for a protein of 629 amino acids. Gene Ontology annotation, cellular component: exocyst. The transcript has a single exon. Lineage: Eukaryota; Viridiplantae; Streptophyta; Magnoliopsida; Ericales; Ericaceae. Gene Ontology annotation, biological process: exocytosis.